Messenger RNA from Musa acuminata AAA Group (dessert banana), 1089 nucleotides. Its product is annotated as protein CURVATURE THYLAKOID 1A, chloroplastic-like. Lineage: Eukaryota; Viridiplantae; Streptophyta; Magnoliopsida; Zingiberales; Musaceae. The coding region runs from base 157 to 900 and encodes 247 amino acids. The record is from RefSeq and is a predicted model, not a curated record. Gene Ontology annotation, cellular component: chloroplast thylakoid membrane; thylakoid. The transcript has 7 exons.
UCUGCCACCUGUCCAUUGGUUAGUGCUCAGAGUUGGGUGUCGACACCUCACGGGGAGGAAAGUGAAGUAGCCAAAAGAAAGAAGAAAUUGCCCAAGUCAGGAGCGGCAGCGAAGCAAGAACGGCAGCUGCCGUCGGUCCUCUCGCAGCAGACCUCCAUGGCGGCGACGGCGUUUGCGGCGUCCUCAACGGCUGCCGCGGUGCUGGGCGGAGCUCGCCUCCCUGUACCCGGCUCCGCGGUCCUCAUCCCGCCGCGACCUCGCCGUUCCUCGUCCCUGCCUCUCCCCCUUUCCUCCUCCCACUCCCAUGAUGUUUGCAGGUUUUCUUCGCUCCGGGUAAGAGCAUCUUCAUCAUCAGAAGAGUCAUCUGGCUCUGUUCAAACUGAUGAGCUCCUGGCAGAUUUGAAGGACAAAUGGGACUCGAUUGAGAACAAAUCCACGGUCUUCUUGUACGGCGGAGGUGCAAUUGUUGCAGUGUGGCUAUCUUCCAUAAUCGUCGGUGCUGUCAACUCAGUUCCUCUGCUUCCAAAGAUCAUGGAAUUAGUGGGGCUUGGAUACACUGGAUGGUUCGUAUAUCGUUAUUUACUUUUCAAGGAAAGCAGAAAAGAAUUAGCCAGUGAUAUUGAAUCUUUGAAGAAGAAGAUUGUCGGAACAGCUCAGCUCCGGGUGGUGAUCAAGGGGCGUUCUUUGGAGAUUGGACGGUCCAGACCACCCGGGAGCUCGGUCCGCAACCGAGGGGACGGCUCCGUCGAGGCCCUCUUCUCCGACGACCCCUCCGCGGUCGACCAGAUGGUCGAGAGGCGCUGCAGGGUGGGCCCUUCCUCAGUCUCCGUCACCGCCCUUGCCUCCUUUCCUUCCGACGAGGAUCUCGGUCAAGGGUUCCAACGCAAACCCACGGCUUAAAUAGAAUCAUACAAUUAGUUCGAAUUGCAUAUCAAGAAUCUGGGUUACUCCUGCACUGUCUUUGAUCAAGCGGAGUGAAUAAUGUUUUGUAUGGUUUCUGUAUGAUGGAAAACUUCUCAGGCCAUCGAAUGCUAUUUUGUGGUGGAAAGUAGACACUCAUUAAUGUGGAAGAUAACACCUUUUUCUGUA